ACACCGUAUCUAGAAGAAUGUUGCAUAGAUAUUGAGGCUAGUGAGAGGAAGGGGCUACCGAUAGGGAGGGGGAUAAUUUCAUGACAUAUUUAUAGAUGGAAGUGGAUGAACAUGUGGCUCCAGGAGAGGUAAGAGAAAGUCCAGAUGGUUGCCCAGACGACACGUGUCAUGUGGACCUGCUGGCAGCGAUACACGCUAAUGACAUCAGCUGCGUAAUUUGUGUUCUAGAAUCAGGAUGUCAACAAGUGACGCUGGACUCGGGUCUUUGCUGGGCCAGUCGCUAUGGCAAUAUUGAAAUGGUGUCGCGUCUGCUUGAAAAAGGGGCCAACCCAAACGCUGUGGUAUGGGGUGGUUUUAGUCCUUUAAUUUGGGCAACGAUAUAUGCACCAACGGUUGAAACCAUUUUGAAUCUCAUUGUAGCUGGAGCCGACGUCAACCAUUCCAGUGCAAAACGGCGACAGACGGCUUUACACGCUGCAGUUAUACGUGACAAAGUGGAGUUUGUAAGCGCCCUUGUGGAGGGUGGUGCAAAUCUCGACUCACGUGACUACUUGCACAAGACGCCGCUUAUGCACGCAGUGCAGCGUGGAGCCACGUCAUGUGUCAAACUGCUGAUCUACUAUAAUUGUGACGUCACGCUGACGGGAUGGGUGGAUGGAGUUAGCGUAUCUCCAUUAUUGCAAGCCUUAGCUAGCGGAGAUCUUGAAAUUACACGCGUUCUCGUUCUCGCAGGGGCUCGAUUUGACCGCCCGACAAUUUCCCAGACUUUCACUUUUGGGGAAUUUUAUGCCACUCUCGAGAGAGAACUAAAGCUGGAGGUACGGCCAGUUUACCUACAACAACAUUGUAGGGUUAGAAUCCGCCACCUUUUGAAGCCUGGAUUUCUUGACAAACUCAGACAGAUUGGGUUACCUCCCCUACUCCAUCGCUACCUCCUUAUCGACGAGAUGGACGUUUGAUCUUCAAAGGCACUAGAUGUGUUGGCGUUAUAUUUUCGUAAUGCAUUUAUUAAUUAUUUUGAAAUUAUGAAAAAUAUCAGGGAAACAUUAUACACAUAUGAAUAACGUUAUAAAUGAGUGUGAGUUUUUUAAAAGUCAUCCUCGAGACGUUUUUAUCUGAUAUCAGAACAUAUAAAUUGCUACGAAUUUCGUUUUUAUGUGGUUUGUACAUUUUAAGGGUUGACCAGUAAAAAUUCCUUUUGUC
Molecule: messenger RNA, 1203 nt
Organism: Ylistrum balloti
Lineage: Eukaryota; Metazoa; Mollusca; Bivalvia; Pectinida; Pectinidae
Product: 26S proteasome non-ATPase regulatory subunit 10-like
Exons: 1
Coding region: 96-959 (287 amino acids)
Biological process (GO): intracellular signal transduction
Molecular function (GO): protein binding
Source: RefSeq, a predicted model, not a curated record